AUGUUAGAAGGCCUUGCUGCCUGGGUGUUGAACACCUACGUCGGGGAGUAUGUGGAAAAUCUGAACACUGACCAACUGUCCAUCGGACUACUCAGUGGUGCUGUUGAGCUGGAAAAUCUUCCUCUGAGAAAGGAUGCCUUGAAGAACCUUGACCUUCCCAUUGAAGUUAAAGCAGGGUUCAUCGGCAAGAUCUCCUUGCAGAUCCCCGUGCGCCACAUCAAGAGUGAGCCCACCGUGAUCUCAAUCGAUAGCCUGUACCUAGUGGCCGGGCCGGCCGGCAAGGCCUCCUACGACGAGGAGAAGGAGAACCAGGCUAAGAGGGACAGGAAUAAAAAGCAGCUGGAGGCAUUGGAAUCACAAUGGAAGGCUAAGUUUGAGAAGGCUCAGACAGAGGCUGGUUCCUCGUGGUACGCUUACUCCACUUCACUCUUCUACAAUGUCCUGGAAAACAUACAGCUGAAAGUGAGAGAUGUUCACAUCCGAUAUGAAGACACCACCACGAUACCCAACGAGAGUUUUGCAUUUGGAAUCACCAUCAAGAGCCUCUCCGCACAGAGCACGGACGAAAACUGGAAAGCCCGAAUUGUCCAAGGCGAGAAGGAUGCUAUGCGCUUCAAGCUGCUACAACUGGAGAACUUUGCCAUUUACUGGGACACUAAUAUCCAGCUGUAUGGAGAUCUAGACAUCAACGACUUGAGAGAUGCUUUGCAGAAGAGAGAGGUUUCAGCUGAUGCACCGAGAGCACAGCAACACGAUUACCUCAUCCAGCCCGUCAGCGCCGAGGCAAAGCUUCGACGUAACGGCAGUCCCUUACCGUUACGAUCUCGCAGCACGCCGCGCUUCAUCUGCGACGUCAAUCUUCAGAAGAUCCCGCUGUCGUUAUCCGAGGAGCAGUACCACGGAGUGAUUGCCUUGGCUAGGGAGUUCGAGCGCAGUGGCAGGGCUAGAAUGUAUAGAAAAUUUCGGCCAAAGGUUCCCAUCCAAGCACAUGCCAGGGAAUGGUGGGACUUUGCGGUGACGUCAACGCUACACGGCAUCCGAGAGAGAAACAAGCGUAAAUCGCCAGGAUUCAUAUCAGAGAGGAUACAGAGUAACACACGUUACAUCAAGGCAUACACACUGGUACUAGAAGGCGCGACGCUAGACAAGGAAUCCAAGGAUUGUAUGGAUGAGAUGGAGAACAAGUUGGAGUUUGACGAGCUGAGGUUGCUCCGAGAGUUGACUUUUAGACAACUUGAGAAGCGCAUCGCAGCUGGAGAGGAGUUUUUUAAGACCUCAGACCAGGAUGCAUCUCAGCAACAGGGUCUGAUGCAGCGGUGGGUCUGGGGAUGGGGAGGGUGGUACUCAGGUGGAACAGCCUCAACGGACCAAUCAGAUUCUGGUGGGAGUGCCGGACCCGCUGGAUCAGGAAGAGCCACCCGGUCUACAUCACCCCCUCCAAUAGAUGAGCAGGAGCUGAUGGACGUGAUUGGUGACCCCAUGGCGGACAGCACCCUCCUCAAGCGAGACCACGUCUUCGCUCUCCUCAACCUCAACCUGCAAGGCGGCUCCUUCAAACUCUGCAGCACCACCCCCUCCCCCGUGACUGCAAACUCCGCCUCCAUGAGAGGGCCCGACAGCAUGGCGCCCAUCAUUGAGCUUGAGUUUGCCGGCGUGAAGAUGAGUCUGGAAUCCAGACUCCGGACGAGCUCCAUGCUGUUCAAGGCAAAGCUGGGGGCGCUCUACGUUCGCGACGUCAUGACUAAGGGAUCCCUCUUCCCUGUGUUGGUGUCGCCGCAGCAGAGAAGGGACGAAGGGUCUAGUACCCAAUCUCGUCAAACCUUUGGCAUACUCGCCAAGACCAGCGGUUCCUACAUGGCCCAGAGCGCUGCCUACAAGAGACAGUCUUCAGAGGAGACGCUGUUUGAAAUGAGCUACGAAUCCAACCCACCGAACUCCAACGCUGACUGCAGAUUGGAGAUCAUCACCCGCCCCCUGGACAUGGUCUACAACCCCUCGGCCAUGCAACGAAUCUCCGAUUUCUUUGACACCUCCACCGCCAGGACCAAAGGUCUGGCGUCCAGACCCUCGGAGCUCCAGCUCACCCGCAUGGCCAGGCUGCGGUACGAAGAACUGAAGAACCAGACUAAGCAGGAGUUGAGGCAGACCCUGGACACCCUGCUGGAAGGAGAACAGCAGGGUCAAGUCAGUCGAUGGGACGUCCAUCUAGACAUCUCCGCUCCUCAGAUCAUCAUUCCAGACAGUUUCCACUCCAAGGAUGCCACUCUGGUGGUUCUAGAUUUUGGUCACCUCCAGCUGGCUAGUGCCACGGCCAAAGGCAACUACGCCAAGUCACAGACAGCUACAGAUACCUCGUUGACAGAUGAUGGUGACCUUGACCUUGAUGAUGAUUUCUUGACCCCUCCGUCCACUCCACCCAAUGAGUCAAGUGUCGACGGUCCCUCGACGUCGGCUGCAGUGACCACCGACAGAGCAGUUGAUGAAGGAAAGACUGACCUACAAACCAUCGACUUCAACAGCGGUGUCACGGAGACCACAAUGAGAGAACGCAUGUAUGAUAGGUACAACUUGAACAUGUCGGAUCUGCAGGUGCUUGUUGGCAAGGCAACAGACAACUGGCGCAUCGCGCACACGAAGGGGUCGGGUCACAUGCAAGUCAUUGAGAAGUUUACGAUAUCGGUCAAGGUGGAACGUCGAUUGAUGUUCACUACGGACCCCCAGUGGCCGAGUGCCGUGGUGUCUGGCAACCUGCCAAGUUUGGCCAUACACAUCAACGAGCAAAAGAUUCAUGCCUUAAGUAUCUGCAUGAAGCUUCUGACUGGACCAAGCGAGGGCGCUGCACCCCCGGGGUCGACCGGGGUCACACUGACCGACGACCUCUCCACAGUGAACCGCACUCACACCACAAGUUUGUCUGAGAUGGAAGCCACCUUUACUCAGAGGACCCAAGCUCUGCUUGAGGAGUCCAAGCUUCUGGAGAUGCAGUUCUCUGUUGACCAGCUGUCGCUCAGCGUCGAGAGCAGAGGUCGUUGUAUCGCGGAGUGCCAAGUGUACGGCGUUAAGGCCAACCUGGGCAAGCAGCCAUACAACACCUCGGUCUCCCUGACUGUACAUGGCCUGUUACUCAUCGAUGCCUUGCAACAAUUCGGACCUGAGUUUGAACUGCUGCUGGCAUCGCAUCGACACCUGAGUAUGCAUGCCGCCAGUGGUAGCAUCGUCGACAGUGAGCACUCCACCCCGAGAUCUGUCCAGUCACCCACAUCCCCUCAGAGUCCUGCCUCCCCUACUGAGAAGAUGAUGGACACGUCCAGUCAGUCAGUACUUGCGUCUGCCCUGUCAGCCAUGGGCAAGUCCAUUUCAGGGACGUUGCUGACGGGCAAGUCGAGCAGUUCCCAGCUCCAGGAGCAGCUGUAUGCAGACAGUGUGAGACACACGGUGACAGACACGGAGGGGGAAGAGGCAGCAGAAGCCCUGAUAACCGUGGAGAUAGAGCUCAUCAGCGCCGACUGUCCGUCCAACACCAACAAUAGCCGGGAAGCUCUGCAGAUUGCUUCGGUGCAGUUCAACAACUUGGACGUUAUUGCUAACCAAGAGACGAUAGUAGAGCUACUGUCUUUCUUCCACCGAGCCUUUCCUGAGGAGAGCACUGAACAACCAGCCCAGAAAUCACUGCACGGAGACACGUCCACGUUUGAACUGGAAAGAAUCUCCGGUACUAAGACGGAGGUCACUGCCGAUUUUCAUCGCCUGAACGUCGUACUGGUGCGUGGUGAGACGGACCAACAAAAGCACGUGAUUGGUCGGAAGGUAGCCACGGCAACAGUGACAGCUGCUCAUGUCUGGACUACCUUAGGUGGUGAUUUUCACUUGGAGGGCUCCCUCGGAGGUUUACAACUCCUGGAUGUGACUCCAGAGGGCAGCAAACACAAGACAGUCUUCAGCGUCGGACGAGACCCCCAAACUGCCGGUGAAUCAUCAAGCAGCACCCUAGUGCCCCCUAGGCCCGUUGAAAAUGAUCUGUAUCGCACCGCCAUUGAGCAGAGUAGCGUAGGGGAAGAUAUAGACAUCGAAGAUUUCAAGGCAUUUUCGUUUACUUUAAAGAAAACGGAAGGCGGGGGUGUGCUGACACCCCUGGUUGAAAGAUCCCGGAUUCCUGGGUUUAGUUUCAGCGACGGGGAUUCUCAAGCAAAGGAAGGCUUUGAGUUGACACUCCACUCGGCUUCGCUUGUGUACACCCACGUCCCACGAUUCCUCCACGAUAUCACGCUCUGUGUGGAUGAGUUCCAGAGCUCUGCCGCAACUCUUGCCGAUUCCAUCCAGAAAGCCGCAGCUGGGGUUGCCAUGGACUUUGUCCGCCAGAAAUCUGACAUGAUCGCUUCGGUGGCUUCCCCGAUGCUCUACAGCACCAGGAUAGAGACUCCCGUCGGUGGAAUGAGCAGGUCAACUCCAGACGCCACGGACGGCGGUGUGGUAGAGAUGAAAACCCCAACAGACUUCAAAUUCAAGAUGACCAUGGAGACACCGAUCAUCAUCAUCCCACGCUCUGCCAUCAGCUCAGAAGUCCUUGUCGCUCACUUGGGCAAGAUAUCAAUCACGAACACGUCCAUGGAUGCUGACAACACUCUAAGUAGUCCAAAUCAGGGAUCCUUAUCAGAGACCAGCCCUGUUGUACCGACUACAAGACUCUUCUUAGGAAUGCGGGACAUCAAGGUCUCCUCUUUUAACCACUUGGACUCCAAAUCCCGGGCAAGCAGUUUUGUCAGCACUGACAGUCGUGAUUCAGGGACCAGCAAGUCAAGUGCGUACAAGGGAACUACGAUUCUGCACGACACAUCCUUAGAGCUGACAAUAAACCAGCUUCCCGUGGACCCAGCCAUGAUGCCAAGCAACUACAGCUUGGACACUAUGGGCUCGGACGAUAGUCUCCUCCUAGAGGAACCGUCGCCGACAACUCUAGUCUCUGGAAGAAUAGUGUCCCCCUUAAAGGUGAUCCUGUCCAAGCACGUCUACGAGCAGAUCCUCCAAACGAUGGACAACCUCACCUACAAGGAAGUCAAAGAAACGGAACCUAAACGGACCUCCAGCACAGCGGACACCCAAACUCAAGGGGGCCUGUUGAUGUGGUCAGUCGACCCACCUGACAAUCAGCCCAACCCUGAUGUAGAUGUAGAAACUCCCGACCAAUCCACCAUGGAGAAUACUGAAAAUGAAACCAAAGAGUCCCACACCAAGAUCAAAGUCGACUUCCACCUUCCGGAAUUCUCUGUGGAGAUGUGCGGCGAUACCUGCGACGGUGGCCAGGGAUUGGUCAAUCUCACCUUCCAAAACUUCAGCGUAGAGUUUGAAAACACCACCCGAUACACCUCCUCGAUCAACGUCACCCUUCACUCGCUGGUCAUGGAAGAUUUGAUCCAGCCCCCGUUCUCGAAACACCGGUACUUGAUGGUGUCGACGGGAGGUCCCCCUCUUGCCAAACCCACCCCUAAGAUGUACCACUCUAGCUCUUGUCCUUCCAUCAGCACCAUGGUGUCUCCGCUCUCAGCCCGCCCGGGUUCCCUUCCCAGUGCCCUAGACAGCCCCCUUCUGCCUCGCUACAGAUACCACGACCAUCAUUACGGUCACCCAGGCGCCAAGGGUGUGCCUCUGAUCCCAUCCACCCCUCCGCCAUCGUUGAGCGAAUCGCUGGAGAAUAUUCCAGAGAGCAAGGAGACGGGGGAUUCGUUUGUCGACAAGAAUGCCCUGAUGAGAAUCAAGGUGAUGCUGGUGGACAGAGAUUGCCCAGAAUUUGCAACAAAAUACAAGAAGGUGAACAGGUUCGUAGAUGUAGCCUUCAACGCCUUGGACACCACCAUCAACCUGCAGACCUGGGUUGUCUUGCUGGACUUCCUGGGCAUCGGAGGACCUGCUCCCAAGAGUAGAGCCAGCCCGGAGGAGAAGGCCCUGCUCAGGAUUAAGCGGAAGGCAGCUGCCAAGGCAGCGGCUUCCAGAACAGAGGCUGAAGUUGCAACCUCCACAAUAGAUCUCAAAGAUGACAUCAACACCGAGAUGGUCAUCCAAGUGGGUUCCCUGUCCCUCCUCCUCAACAAGCCAGACUACGAGCUGGCCAAAGCCAACGUCUCCGACGUCUCCGCCCACCUCCUUCUGAUGGAUGGGAACAUGGAUGUCAGCGGGCGCCUCGGCAGCAUGUCUCUCCUGGAUCUGACCCCACAUGGGAAGCUCUACAGGGAGAGGUUCAGCACCAAGGGGCAGGAGGCUCUCAGCUUCAGCAUUUUCAAAUACGGGCAGCCGGAUCCUAACCUAGACCGUGACUUUGAUCUGAGCAUCAAGCUGAGGAUGUCCUCAGUCCGCUACAUUCACACCAAUCGCUUCCAGAUGGAGACGGUGGCCUUUGGGCAGCACUUCAACCAGCUCCAGGAGGUACUGGGGAACAUGAGGGCCGCCAGUGAUGGAAUCCAGGUCAAGGAGGACCCCAAGCGUGCCUCUCGCAUCUCCCUGGAUAUUGAGGCUGGUUCCCCAGUCUGUAUCGCACCCAUCAGCUCCAAAUCCAAGGACGUUCUGGUCAUGAACCUGGGGAACCUGACCCUGAAGAAUGAAUUCCUGUUUGCUGGGUCACGGGGAACAAUCGCCAGGCUUCCUUCUAAAGUGUCUUCUGUCGAUGUCCAAUUCAGUAGGGAUACCACCUGCUUCCUGGACUGCAUGCACCUAGACCUAGUCGACAUGGAUCUCUUCUCAGCUGAGAGGGUUGAGCACGUUGACUUCGAUGCCAGGGACGACACGGCCAUGAUCUUCCCUUCAUUUGUCAUCAGUCGUAAGGGAGGCCGUCUUCUGAAGAACACCUGUCGACUCCGACUACAGGUGGAUCGGAACCUGGAUGCUGAUAUCAGCAGAGCAGUGCCCGAUUUCAGCGUGUCUGGUACCCUGUCUUCCGUCCACUGUUCACUGGACGUGGCUCAGUACCAGCUGAUACGAGGCAUGCUGGAUCACAACCUAGGAGAGAAACUGGAAGAGUUUGAAGCCAUGCCGAGGCUGCAAAACCCUGUUAACCAGACCAUCCUGAGUGGCCAAGUCUGGACGUCCAUCUCCCUCAGUGUCCAACUGGUCAAUGUGACCCUGGAGCUCCUCCACGCCCACCAGCGAGGCCACGCCCCCGAGAGGUCUCUGGGCAAGUUUGACUUCAUCGAGUCCUGCUUCUCCUUCGAGAGCUUCUCCGACACCACCAAGGCGAUUGACCUGGUGUCGCACGCCAUCCGAGCAUCGGACACCAGAUGGCAAGCGAAUGGCGCCAGUGACAAGCCUCCCACCAACGUCUUCUGGGAGGUUCUAACCCCCACCCGGCACCACAGCCGCAACCCUAACCCCUUACAGCUGGAGCUACACUACGCCUCCCAGCUGGACCACACCCGGGCCACGGUGCUGCUCAACAACAUGAGGGUCAUGUGCGUCAUGGACUUGUUACUAGCCGCGAAGGAUUUCCUGCUGGACUACGACUCCAAGGCAGUCCAGUCCGUGGCAAAUACUUCAGGUAAAGCACAUGGGGCCUCAUCCGAUGGUUCCUCCAAUCAAUCGUCAGCUCCAUCCUCAACGACGACGACACGAGACAAGCGAUCAGGGACGCCAGUCAACGUGGCGUCCGGGAUCUUCACCAAACGAGCUCAGGCAACAGAAAAGAGUGACAACCCAUUGGAGAUUUGUCUGAACAUCACCGAGACUGAGUUUGUCGUCAUGGAGGACACGGCUUGUAGUGAUUCCAGUGCGGUCAUUCUCAAGGCAACAUGUGCUGUGAUGACUUCCAAGAUGGAGAACAAAGAAAACCCUCUAUCUUGCAGCCUGGAAGGUCUGGAAGUCUUCUCCUGCUGCCUAAGCAACGAGGGUGAGACGGCGCUAUCCAUCGUAGAGCCUGUCACCAUCAACAUGGAGCUGAAGGCCAACCCUACCAGCUUGGCAUCCCAGGGUCGGAUGAGCGGCUUACUGGACGUCAUGGAUGUACACAGGACAUUGGAGGUUCACAUCCAAGCAUUGAACAUCCGAGUGUCGUACCACGAUGCUAGACUCUUCCUAGCCAUCAUGAACUCCUUACCGGCGCAAUUGCUUCAAGCUGAGAACGAGGAGAAAGGAGACACACCCAAGAAAGCCAGCAGCAACAUCUCCAAAUCCAAACAAGUCUCUAAACUGCAGGAGCUUGGCUUCAGUCGCGAGGACUGCAAAGUGGCCUUGACGAAGAGCGACGGGGAACUAGACCAGGCCGCCUCCUGGCUGCUUGAGAAUGCCAAACCAGUGCAGAAGAGUCUGGUUCCCAGACAGAAGCCUGGCGAGGAGGAGGAAGGGGCGCUAGAGAUUGCGGGAGUAGAGGUCCGUGCGGGGUCAGUCAGCAUCUGUCUGAUCGAUGACUGCAAGGAUUCUGACGUCCCUCUGAUUGAGGUCAUGCUGCAGAACCUUCACGUCUUCCAGAAGAUGUUACCCAACAGGCAGGGCACUGCCUCGGGCACCCUGCUGGGAGAUUACUACAACAGGAGCAUGUCUGGCUGGGAACCCUUCAUUGAACCCUGGAAACUUAAUGUUGAGUGGCUUCAGCAGGACGAAACUGCAGAAUAUCCAGAGAAAGUCUUCGUCCAGUGCAAAGUUAACGAUCGCCUAGAUCUGAACCUGACUAGCGCCCUGAUGGACCUGUACAGCAACACCAAGAAGAACUGGACUGAGGAUUACUACAAGACGGGAACAAAGGAAGGUCUACCAGCUCGCCACAGGUCUCCGUUUGUCCCCUUUGCCCUCCGGAACCUGACUGGUUGCAAUCUCUGGUUCUCGACUCUCACUACAAAUCCCAACAGGGUUGCCACUAGUCCAACAGAGAAACUGGCGUCUCCUUUGGUAUCUGUGGGCGGGGCUAGCUCUUGGACGGAGGUGUUACCAGGACAGGAGGUCCCGUUUGUCUUUGAAGAGAAAGGCAAACAGAGACAUAGAAAUACUCACGAGUUGCGGGUACACCAGCUGCUGGUCAGAGUGGAAGGCUGGGAACGCAUGGCCCCGGUCUCCGUCGACAAAGUGGGAAUGUUCUUCAGACUCGCUAAGCCGGAACACACGCACAUGACUAGCAUAUUUACCAGUCAGCGAGUGGCGCGAGUUCUCUUCCAUGUGACACUAGAGGGCAGUGCACGCAAGCUGGUGACUGUCCAAUCAGCACUGACGGUUGUCAGUCGUCUGAACGUCCCGAUGAACGUCAAGCUUAUCAACCCGGACUCGCCCACAGACGUACCCAUCACCCUCCCCCUCCUGUCCCCCAACGCCACCCUCCCCGUCCCCCUCUCCCACACCGACUGGCUGAUGUACAUGCGCCCCCACGGCUGGGGUAUGGGGUUCUGCGAGUCGCCCGUCAAGUGGCAGUCGGUCUACACGCCCAAGGCCACCGACACCCAGCCCAUGAAAUGCAGGCUAGGCAGUAGGGAUGAAGACGGCAUAUUUAGGUUUUGGGCCUACGUUCGUCACGAGGCCUUCCCCCACGAACCAGCGGCCAAACGCUCGGCCUCCUUCUCAGAGCUCUCACGGAAACAAGACAGCGUCUCCCAGGAGCUGCAGCCGGGCCACACCGUAACCUUGCUCCCGCCAAUGGUGCUGACCAACCUCUUGCCGUUUGAUCUGAAAUACAAGAUGCAUCGGACCGGCGCCGUCGGCAACAUUCGCCCCGGGAAGGAUGAACCCAUAUACGAUACUGAUCUGAACCAAGCCAACGACAUCAGCUUCACCAUGGACAACUUCCCCAACUGCUACACCCCGCUCUCCCUACCCCAACGUCUGACCAAGGACGCUUACGGUUAUAUCAUGCUGAGGGACAGUCACGCUAAGAAACGCCGCCUGCUUCUGAAGGCGAGGGUGGAGUGUCGUGCAGGCAGAUGUCUCAAGAUUCUGAUCUCUGCACGUUACUGGCUCCUCAACAAGUCAGGGUUGCCACUCAUAUUCAAGCAGGAGGGAGCAGACUUUGAGGCAGCCGGGCAGUUUGAAAUCCACGAACAAGCUAGGAGUGUAGCCCCCUUGGUGUUUUCGUAUGCCGACUCGGAGUACGCCGAAAUGUGCACGAUGCGAUUAGGACGAGGAAUCAUCGGUCUCAAGGACGUACCGCAGUACUGCCAGCGCAUAUCACUAGAGGGCGGUUCAGGAGUCCGAUCAUUGCGUGUUUCGCAACAGGGGGGCCGGCCACAUAUGGUGUACCACAUCGGUAUUGACAUUCGACCUGGCCGGGGUCGUUACCAUGACACCCAGAUCGUGACCUUUGUGCCUCGUUUUCAGUUGGAGAAUCGCUCCAGUUGCAAUUUGGCCUUUGCACAGCGUCACUUCGUGCAGGGAAUGGGGUUUAAGAAUCCUAACCAGUACCUGUCAGUGAUAGAAGGCUCCAGUGUCAUCUUCCAUUGGCCCAGGGAUGACCUGGAUAAACUCCUGUGUGCACGCAUCGCUAGCGACCAGACAUGUAGGUGGUCUGGGGGCAUGAGGAUUGAUCUGCCAAGCUCAUUCAAUAUCAACAUGAGGAGCGCCAACAACCAAUCCAACAUCAUGCAUGUUGCUGUCAGUCUCGUCGGUGCUACCUUCUUCGUUGUCUUCAGCGAUGCCAUCCAUGUUCCUCCUCCUUAUAGAAUAGACAACAUGUCAGAGGUUAAUAUCAUCUAUUACCAGUCUAAAGUUGCUGACACCAACCUCCGAACAGUCCUCAGAGCAAAGGCCUCAGUUCCGUAUACUUGGGAUGAGUUGGUCUUACCAAGGGAGCUGUACUGUGAAGUCAAGGGUGGCUCUGGAGCAACAUACAAGCUGGACACUCUAGGGGAUGGGGUACCACUGUACUAUGAGAACUUCAUCUAUCUGUGCCUGACGCAUACAUGCAGCGGUUCCUCGUCGCCGUCAUUUUCUAGUGGGUCGCUGAAGAGGAAAGAUGAUUACACCUCCGCCAAUCUUGUCUUCGACAUCAUGCCCAACGGCAAAGCUGUCAUCCUCCGACGAAAGGAACCUGGAAAGCGCAGCCAGCUCUGGCGUAUGACGCCAUCGGGCAUGCUGCAGAACCAGGUCUUCACGCCGCCGCGCGAUCCCAACAAAGCGCCCUCCAGCACCCACGAUCCCUUGGUGUUGGACAUCGCCGACCUGGCUGCCAAUCCCAACUCCUUCAUGCCGCUGGUCAUGCGCAAGCCCGACGAGAGGAGGAAAGGCACGCAGACGUGGUUCUUCAAAGAGGAUGGGCGUAUGAUCUGUCAUCUCGGCGGUCUAGCGGUACAAGCCAAGGGGGGCGUCAUGGGGCUACGAGAAGGUUGUGAAGUCGUCCUGGGUCCGGCAGACAUCAAGCUCAAGGAUCGCGUUCCCGUCGAGCAGGCAAUCCACACCCAGAAACACCUACCGGGUAGUGGGUGCCUAAACUGCAAGGUGCUUGCCGAUGGACCAACCAGGGUACUACAGAUAACCGAUAGCUGGUUACAGUCACCAACACAGGUCACAGUUUCAGGAGCUGGACAAGCCCAGAAAGAUGAGUGGAUGUACGUCAAGGCAGCCAAGGAGAACAAGGCUAGCGGAGAGACCAGACCCGUGGUCAGAACCCACGACACACAGGGUGAUAGGCCAAAGGUCAAGGAAUUAGAUGUUGUGUUCUUCUUGAGGGAUGGCCUGGGCGUGUCGCUAGUCAACAGAACACCGGAAGAGGUUUUGUAUAUCUUACUGUCUGGUCUGGAGGUACAACACGUCAGCACACGGCAAGAAAUCACCCUCAAAGUCCAGAUCAAAAACAUACAGGUGGACAAUCAGCUGACCGGAGCACAGAAGCCAGUUGUAUUGUUCGUCACUCCAUCCCAAGAUGACAAACCGAGCAUGUCCAGUACACCGGCAUUGAGUAUAUCGGCAACGAAGCUACCAUCAUCUCAUGAAAUGGUGGAUAUUUACAAGUUGUUGUUUGUCAAUCUUCGUAAGAUGACCCUGAACCUUGAGGAGCUGCUCUUGCUCAAGCUGAUGCAGUUUGCCGGAUUCGCUCAGUCGGACAGCGAGAUUGAAAAGAUGGACGAGAGCUAUUACAACUCACUCAGACCUGUGUCCGUAGAACAGAAGGCCAAACGCUACUUCUUUGAGACGCUGAAACUCAGCGCCACCGAGUUCAAACUGAGCGUGCUGACAUCGUCCAAGCUAACGCCCGACCUCCAAGCCCUCAAGACUCAGCAGAGACUCUUCAUGAUCCAGUUUGAGGACGCCCCCGUUUCCUUGGACCCCUUCACUAGGCUCCACCCCUUUGAGACGCAGGAAUUCCUCAUAGACGCUGCAGUCAAACACUACACAGAGGAGUUGAAGAGUCAAGCAGUCAAGAUCUUGGGUUCGGUGGAUUUCUUGGGCAAUCCGAUCGGUUUGAUCCAAGACCUCCGAGACGGUUUGAAGGAGCUACUCCUCGAAGGCAACGUGACUGGUAUGGUCAAGAACGUCACCCACGGAAUGUCCAACACAGCUGCUAAGGUGACCGGCUCCAUAGCCAACACUCUGGGUACCGUCAUCAUGGACAACCAUCACGAAGAGAUUCGCAGCGACAUCCGCGGCUCCCACGACGGGAGUAGCUCUGGUCACCUCAAAGCCGGUGUCCGGGGGUUCACCUUCGGCGUAGUGGGCGGGCUGACCAGCAUCUUCACGCAGACCUACCAGGGCAUGACGGAAGAUGGUGUGGAGGGUCUCAUGAAAGGUUUAGGCAAGGGAGUCAUCGGUACUGUAGCCAAGCCCGUGGCUGGCGUGAUGGACCUAGCCUCAGGCACCAUGGCAGCCUUGCGUAGCUCCACCAGCAGCGAGAGCCACCUGGUUCCCAACAGGGUGAGGCUGAUGCGCUGCUGUGUCAACCCAGCCGGUAUGCUUCCCCGGUACUCUGCUUACAACGCUCGGGGGCAGGAGUACAUGCAGAAGCUGUGUGAGUCGUCCAACGGCAAGGAAAGAUUUUUCUCCAUGGAGACCUUACGAUCGAGUCCAACUGAAGGCAUGCAGGCAUUGAUCACCAGUGAGUGGACGUACUUCUUGCCCAUCAAUGACCCUCUCUCCCCCGUCCUACAAGUCAUGCAUUCCGAGCUUUUCCAUGCAAGACACAUACAGCAUGGUGGAAAGCACUACAUUGAGCUGACCAAGAUGGCGAACACAGAAGCUGGGGUACUGACGUCGCGGUACGACUCCAAAGAACGACCCAAAGUAGGCUGUGACAAUGAGAAGAUAGCCAAAAAGGUAUCACAGCAAAUCAACUAUGCCAAGGGAUGCUAUGAGGAACUGAAGCAGCAAGUCAUGAUGGAUACCACCGACAACAACCUGAAACUGGAACUGGUGAAAGAAGAUGAUACAUGAAACGGUCGUUGGUAAAAGGGUAACACAGGUUCAUGAAAAAUAGGAGCGUCUGUCCCGUUUGGGUUUGAAGGAUAUGUACAUGAAAUAGUUGUAGGCAACCAUGUAAAUCAGGUUCAUGGAGAGCAGAUGUCAGUUAUGUUUUGAACUUAUACAAUACAUGCUGAUGCUACAUGAAAUAGUUGCUGAUAAAUAAGGAGUUACUAUUUCAUCCAAAGCAGAUUAUCAAUCUGUCAAGUUUAUAACUUGUGACGGAUGAUACAUGAAACGGCCAUUGAUAAAAAAAAAGCCACAACCUGAUGCAAACAUAAACUGUAAAUAUUAAGCUACACCAUUCCGUUUUUUUAAGGCUACAGUGACGUGAUGUUAUUUAAUUUCGCAAUUAAAAGAAAACUGAAAAUUUGUUUUACGAGUGAGCGCACCCAUUUCAUGGAGGCUGCUGAUGAGCAGGAAACAUCACUAAGCCCAAAGAGCCUACCCAAAGAGCCUACCCAAAGAGCCUACCCAAAGAGCAUGGACAGGCCUCCUGAGGAGUAACUAAUUGCCUUAAGGGAUUAAACUGAAAUGGGCUCAGUCAAAGAUAAACAUCGAAAAUCCUGGUAUGAAAAGGGCCCAGGCUUUUAAAAGGGAAAAUCACCUCAUGACUCCAGCUGGUAGUGUAUUAAAUUUUAAUUAUUUUGCGAACUGUAAAAAAAAAUUGACGAAAGAAGCUUGAUAUUUUUUUGUUAAGUAUUUGCUUCACCCGAAAUUGAAGUCUUAUUGCCAGUUCAUACUUCUUGCGAAUGCAAUGCGAAUUUGACAUCACAAAGUAUUACCUGCGAAAUUUGUAGGAGCUGAAAUAUGUUCAACUUUUGCGAAUUCUCAAAAUUUGAAAACGUCACAAAUUGGCAUUCGCUUUCGCGCCGGCCUUUAACUUUGCAAACCGGCCUUCAACUUUGCCCAUGAAACAAUAAUUAAAAUAACAUGCAACAGACAAGUGAUAUUAUUUUGAAUAUUUUUUUACCAACACUUUUCUUUUCUUUAAAAUUAAAACGAUUAACUGUUUACAUUACAGCUGUCAGAUAUACUUUUUAUGUUCUUUUAUUACUGAAAAAAAAUAUGCAUAAUUACUUAUCAUAAAUUUUAUUAUUUAUGUGGGGUUGAUAAAGCGUGCUAAUUAAAAAUUGCCAAAAAUAGUUGGAAGUUUUUUGCAGAUGUUAAAAAAAUAAUUUAACUUGAGGAUUUGCAAAGUUCGGUUGUAUGGGCAGUUUCUUACGACAAAACUUUACGGAAUGUUCGAGGUGUGUUGUAGUUUACAUUAGUACCAAUGUGUCACGUCGGAAAAUCAUUGAAAUUGUGAUGGAAAAUAAUGGGGAUCAUUAUAUUAUUUUGCUGUUGGUUUCGCCAACGGAGUGUAUUUCUUAAGUGUGUCAUUUUACAAAAGAAUAGUGUUGUGAACAUCUAUCUAUUAAGGUGCAACCAAUUAGAAGUGUUCUAUAAAAAGAACUCUAGACCAUUUGACUACACGUUCAACAACGAUGCCAAUGCAAUAAUGUACAGUAAUGUCAGUAUAUAUAUGUGUAAAAAAGAAUGAAAUAAAAAAAGUUUAAGAGAUGCCUACAA
Messenger RNA from Patiria miniata (bat star), 14922 nucleotides. Its product is annotated as vacuolar protein sorting-associated protein 13D-like. The transcript is spliced from 72 exons. Gene Ontology annotation, cellular component: extrinsic component of membrane. The record is from RefSeq and is a predicted model, not a curated record. Gene Ontology annotation, biological process: mitochondrion organization; protein retention in Golgi apparatus; protein targeting to vacuole. Gene Ontology annotation, molecular function: protein binding. Lineage: Eukaryota; Metazoa; Echinodermata; Asteroidea; Valvatida; Asterinidae. The coding region runs from base 1 to 13323 and encodes 4440 amino acids.